CCGAUAGUAUGUAGGGUUUAACUUUAUAAGUCGACGCCGACAUUUUUCUCAAUAUCUCUCAUUGUUUCUCAUGAAAUUCAAAUCCAAUCACAUAAUAAUGUUUUUUUUUAUUUUAGGUGCUUUUGAUCAAAACAGAUAGUAACUUUUUAGAUUUUAGAUUUUAGAUUUUUUUGAGCUGUGUGAGUCAGAGAGAGGGAGGAUUUUUGGAUUUAUAUACGACGGCGACGGAGACGAUGAUCAGGUCCAACGGGGCGGCCGCCCCCCAUGAACCGGAAUCCGAUUCAGCGCUGUUCCAUAGGAGUAUUGAUUUCCACCAGGCGAGGAAGCAUUACAAUGGGUUUGGAAACGAAAGUAGCAGUGAUUUUAAGCUGGUGACGCUGAACCCUACAUCUGGACCGCUCAAGCCUUCCGGUUUGGAAAAGAUAACGGAAAAAUCAUCGGAGUUUUCUGAGGCUGCGUUGGAUCCUGAGCUCAGCUUCGAGAUUACGUUCCGCCGAAUUGGUGCAGGUUUGCGUAACCUCGGAAACACUUGUUUCCUUAAUUCAGUACUGCAAUGUCUGACCUAUACUGCACCAUUAGCCGCCUAUCUUCAAAGUGGGAAGCAUCAGAAUUCUUGUCGUACUGUGGGGUUCUGUGCUUUAUGUGCUAUCCAGAAACAUGUUAGUCGAGCACUGCAGUCAAGUGGGAGAAUUCUAGAGCCCAAGGAUCUUGUUUCGAACUUAAGAUGCAUAUCUCGGAGUUUUCGAAAUGCCAGGCAAGAAGAUGCCCAUGAGUACAUGGUGAAUUUGCUUGAAUCAAUGCACAGGUGCUGCUUACCGUCUGGAGUGCCAAGUGAAUCUCCUAGUGCUUAUGAGAAAAGCUUAGUCCACAAGAUAUUUGGUGGUCGAUUGUGUAGUCAGGUGAAAUGCAUGCAGUGCUCCCACUGCUCAAACAAAUUUGAUCCAUUCUUGGAUCUAAGUCUAGAAAUACAUAAAUCAGACUCAUUGUAUAAAGCACUUGCUCAUUUCACCAGCAAAGAACUGUUAGAUGGAGGUGCUAGGGAAUAUCAGUGUGAUCAAUGUGAGGAGAAAGUAAAGGCUUCCAAGCAGCUAACAGUUCACAAGGCACCCCAAGUUCUUGCUGUUCACCUGAAGCGUUUUAGUUCAUAUGCUCCUGGCCAAAAAGUUGAUAAAAGAGUUGCCUUUGAACCUACCUUGGACUUAAAACCUUUCGUCUCUGAUCCCUAUGAUGGGGAUCUAAAAUACACUCUCUAUGGAGUUCUUGUUCAUUAUGGUUGGAGCACUCAUUCUGGCCAUUAUUACUGCUUCGUUCGCACAUCAAGUGGCAUGUGGUAUUCCCUUGACGACAAUCAGGUUUUCCAAGUUAAUGAGAGGAAAGUUCUGGAACAGAAGGCCUAUAUGCUUUUCUAUGUUCGUGAUAGGAAAGACGUUGGUACAAAGAAUCAUGUUAAUACCCUUCAGAAAGAUAAAGAUAACAUGGUGAUGAAUGCUAUUGGAAAUGUAGCAUAUUCAAAAUUGAACAUGGAAUUGAAAGAGAAAAUCCAAAUUGGCUCAAAUGAGAGAGAGUUAAAUGGCUCUUCAGCUUUAUCCGGGAGGAUAGCACCAGCGACAGCUCUACCUAACGGCAAGUUGACAGUGGAGCCUUUGGACCUUGCGAUAAAUGACAAGUGUGCAUCAAUGAAGCCACCAACAAAGUCUCCGCUGAAGGAAGAUUCUCCAAUGGAAUUAAAUUCAAGUGUUAAUGGUUCUGAUGGUGCUUCAAGUGGAGGUUAUGUUGCAACCUGCCACAGCAUCUUGAGUAUUGUAGAAGAGCAUAGUACAAGUUCUAUUGUAUUGUCUGUUGAAAUGCCGUCAGGCUGCAUGGAUAAUGACAAGGUAAAACCUAGCGAAUCAACUCAGCAGGCACCAGACAGUGCUGUACUCAACAGAUUAUCUGGAGAUCAAUGCAAAAUGGAUCCCCCUAUUUCUGAAACGAAUGCUAGCACCAGGAGUUUGCCCAUGGGAGCUAUUGAAGAACCAGAGAAAAACAUUUGCGAUGGGCGGGCACCUGUCUCCUCUUGCAUUGAAGCUUCCUCCAUGAAGGCUGUUGGUCCAAAUACUGAUGUAACUGUUGAAAAUGGGCAACGACUGGAUGUGGAGUCCAAGUUAUCAAACUUACCUGCAGCCACCACUGAUCCUAUCUCCUAUUGCAUUGAAGCUUCCACCAUGAAGGCUGUUGGUCCGAAUACUGAUGUAACUUUUGAAAAUGGGCAAAGACUGGAUGUGCAGUCCAAUUUAUCAAACUUACCCUCAGCCACCACAGAGCCUGUCUCCUAUUGCAUUGAAGCUUCCACCAUGAAGGCUGUUGGUCCAAAUACUGAUGUAACUGUUGCAAAUGGGCAAAGAAUAGAUGUGCAAUCCAAGUUAUCAAACUUACCUUCAGCCACCACGGAGCCUGUCAGACUCAGGAUAACUAAGAAGAAAAGCCAGAAUCUUAAAGUAAAAUGGAAGCUCAUGAAGUAUCAGGCAGUUGCCACAUCACUCAGCUCUAACAUUGUAUUAGGUGUGGGUCUCUGCUUAAAAAUUAAAAAGCACAAGAAACUGAAGAAAACGCAUAGUUCUAUGCUGAAGAAGUCUUCUGGUCUGAAGGUCAUCUUGAUUGAGAAUGCCUUACCACCAAAGGUGGGGCAACCUGCAUCUGUAGAAGCAAUUCCUUCUGCUGUUGACCAAUCUACCUGCUCCCGUAAAAAGGAAGGCAAACGUGUUUCAGAUGAGCAAAACCACAACCCAAGCAUACAAAACACUAUUGGUGAUAAUAGCAUAUUAGGUGCUGCUAUUGAUAAGGAUUUCAGAGAGAGGAUUCUUCUCGAUGGAUCCACAGUUUCUGCUGCAAAGCAGCUUGAUACAAGGCUCUCUACUGCUCAAGGAACUGGGAUAUCUGAAGAGCACCAAAGAGAAUUGAGGCAAAAUGAUAUCAUGAACAUGCUUACCAGGGGCUUAGAUGAGACAACUGUUGGUCGCUGGAAUAAUAAUGGUGCUGCACUAUCUACUAAAUCUAAAACAAGAGCACCUGGGACUGUGCAGAUCGGUUAUAUUGGUGGUGAGUGGGAUGAGGAGUAUGACAGAGGAAAGAGAAAGAAGAUAAGGGCUCCUGUUGUUAGCUUUGAUGGACCAAAUUUGUUCCAAGAAAUUGCAGAAAAAAGAUCGAAAACAAAGAGAUCGAAGCUUGAGAGAUCCAGAGAUGGGAACCAGCCAUUUAGGAUAUGAUGAUAAUUGGGGGUGGGGGGAUGUCUUGACAUUCCAUGGAAGAUAAGCUUACAUUUACUGUGUAGUCCUAAUGUAGUUAUCGUGAAUUUUGGUGUUGAGGUGGUGUCACAAGGCUUCCAAAGACCAGUAUUCUGCAAUUUUUCCUUGGUUUCUAUUCAUAAGUAUGAACUUUCUGGUGAUGAAGUAUUCAUUUCCUGCUUUCAGCUUCAUUUUGAGAAGAGGCUGGAAGAGGGUAGGUAGGUAGGGUAUAUAGGGUGAGAGAGUGAAAUUGCAUAAUCCCUCAAACUGUCCAUCUAUGUACAAAGGUGCAAUUGCAUGAAUUGAUUUACUUCUAAACGUCUGGAUUCUGAUUUUGAUUCACUUGAUUUAGAAAUACUGUUAUGAACUUUAUUCUAA
Molecule: messenger RNA, 3641 nt
Organism: Salvia splendens (bonfire salvia)
Lineage: Eukaryota; Viridiplantae; Streptophyta; Magnoliopsida; Lamiales; Lamiaceae
Product: ubiquitin carboxyl-terminal hydrolase 23
Exons: 10
Coding region: 234-3245 (1003 amino acids)
Biological process (GO): protein deubiquitination
Cellular component (GO): cytosol; nucleus
Molecular function (GO): cysteine-type deubiquitinase activity
Source: RefSeq, a predicted model, not a curated record